ACGGCAUUGGGUGAGGGAGGCUUGGGCUUCCAGAGAACUGCUCCAGUGCAUUACCGCUACUGGGCGCACACCAGCUGGACGGGGGAAACGCAACUGAGAGCCAUCAUGGGACCCUGUAAAGCCCGCAACACGCGUAAACUGCGCUCCUGGAUGGUGGAACAGGUGACCAGCGGUAGGUACCCGGGUCUGGUGUGGGACGACGAUGAGCAGACCAUGUUCCGCAUUCCUUGGAAACACGCCGGGAAGCAAGACUUCAGGAGCGACGAAGACGCCGCCAUCUUUAAGGCGUGGGCAGAGUUCAAAGGCAAGAUGACGGACGAGAGCCGCAACGAGCCUGCGAUCUGGAAGACGCGGCUGCGCUGCGCCCUGAACAAGAGCCUGGAGUUCGAGGAGGUGGCGGAGCGUGCCCAGCUGGACAUCUCCGAGCCCUUCAAGGUCUACCGCCUGGUGCCGGACUCGGAGCAGGGCCUCACGGGCAACGAAGAAUUGACGGCCAAACGAGCGGGGGGGAAGAGCAGAAGAAGAACCAAGAGGAGAGCCACCGAAUCCUCCGAGGAAGACGAGGAGCUGCCUGAGAAGCAGAUGAAGGAGGAAUCAGUGACGGCACCCCUGAGUGUGGAGGAGAUCUUGUCGAGGGGUGAAGCAACGCUCCAGGUGGAGGGCGGCAACCAGCAGAUUUUCAUAUCCCAAGGGAGCGGAAUCUUGGAAGAAUUCCAGUUGGAUUUCCGGAUAGAGACCAACCCUCCUCCAAGUGUUGCAGAGGAGGACAGCUUCCACGUGGCGGUCAGCUACUCCGGCCACGAGGUCCUGUCCCGUGAGGUGCAGGGCAAGGACGUCCGGAUCACGUACCACACGCCCUCGCCGCUGCCCCCCACCCCGGCACCCCUUAUGGGGGGGUUCCCCCGCAUCUUCCUCCCGGAGGCCCCGGCGGGCCUGCAGGGGGGCCGGGACCUGGUCCAGCUGCUGCCCUGCAUGGAGAAGGGCGUGGUGCUGACCUCCAACCACACAGGGGUCUACCUGCGGCGGUACUGCCGGGGCCGGGUGUACUGGAUCGGCCCGCACGCCGCCGCCCCUCCCGAGACGCCCAACAAGAUCCAGCGUGACGCGGAGCCCGUGCUGAUCUUCAGCAAGGAGGCGUUCCGCCAGGAGCUGGAGGCCUACCAGCAACAGGGAGGAGACCCGCCGCGAUGCGACGUGACGCUCUGCUUCGGCGAGGAACUCGUCACCACGGACGACCAGUCCCAGAAGCUCAUCCUCGUCAAGAUUACAUUUCCGUGGGCAGAAAAACAAGUGCAGACCCUGAAAACCAUGAUGGCUUCCUUCAGCUUCCUCCAGUCCCUGACCAGCCAGUCCCCCACCGGAGAGAUCACCAUCAACCUGGUGCCAGUGGAAGAAGUCUUCUAACCCCAAGCACCUCUCCUUUAAACCUACCAAUAAGAUAGGGGCUGAGGAGCCUACAAGUCAUCCUACCAAUUGACCAAUCAUCAAGCAGAGCUUUACUCCGAGCAUCUGAUUGGUUCUUGAGGACGGGGGAGGGAGGGAAACCGAACGCUUGUUAUUUGGUUUUAUGAAUACAGAGUAUUCCAUUAUGUGAGCAGUCAAACUUAACUAUGCACCUUGAGACACGUUUUUAGUAAGCACUAAGAUUGAGCAUAGCCUAGCCCUAACCCUAACCCUACUUUGCGUGAAAGUCCUCUAGGGACAUUAUAUACUAGAUCUACAUCUCCGUUCAGACAAGGCUCCACGGGGCGGAACGCAGAAGGGGGUCUUCCUGUGUUCAGUAGGUGUUUGCAUCACUCUGUUUAAAUAAGGCUUCUUUCACUUUACUUAAACCGUUUUACGCUUCGGUCCAUCUCUGUCAAUAUUGCUUUAUUAAUUAGAGGGUGAUUAUUUUCACUUAAUUGCCCUAUUCAUUGUGUGAACCAGUUAUUCAAGUAUAAUGGUAAAUAUAGCUCAUGCGUUCAACCGCUCUAUAAUCAACUAUCUACAUGUAGACAGGGGCGUUGGGUUAGGUCAGGUAGGGGGGGCAUUUUGAUACAUUCCAAGUUGCCAUCUUUGUGCGUUUUUAUUUUCACUUUUAUAGUCUGAAUCAACUACCGUACUUGGUCGGUUGUUCAACAAUCACAUGUCAACAAGUACCAAGAUUGCAAACAUGAACCUCAAGAGGACGUGUGUGAAACCCUCCUGUAGCUGAAGUAUAGCACAACUAACCCAGCCCUAACUGGGCCAAGACUGGGUUUCAGGAUGUCUGGAUCCCCACGCAGGUCAGAUAUCUUUGGUCAGAAUUCAGGGGAAGUCUGAAUUUUCAAUUGCAGCUUCGAAGCCUAGCUUCCUCUCCGGUCAGUUGCCAUGGAAACUGAUGCUGUGAACCUCACCUGGAGAGAACCUCACCUGAAGCCAACCUGAUCCAUAGAAAGUUACCUUCCUGCAGUGACAGAUUCCUGCCAUCAUCUCAUUGUUCCGUGGCGUGUCUUACCUCAACGACACAAUCUUAUUGCCAACCAAAAUUCCCAUUGUGCAUUGGGACAUACAAGGCGAUUUAUUUAUUUUUCGUCUAAUGUGGUUUUUUUUCCAGGUUAAACCAUUCAAUUGCUUCGUUGUGUGAACUGAUGCAUGUUCAAAGUAUGUCACUACAGUAGGCUGUAAAGUCAAUUUGAGCUUGUCCUGUUUAUAAAAAAUAAACAUUAAUGUAAGCCA
This is a messenger RNA of Gadus morhua (Atlantic cod), 2697 nucleotides long. RefSeq names its product interferon regulatory factor 9 (gene irf9). The record is from RefSeq and is a predicted model, not a curated record. The transcript is spliced from 10 exons. Gene Ontology annotation, cellular component: nucleus. NCBI's taxonomy places the organism in Eukaryota, Metazoa, Chordata, Actinopteri, Gadiformes, Gadidae. The coding region runs from base 106 to 1404 and encodes 432 amino acids. Gene Ontology annotation, molecular function: RNA polymerase II cis-regulatory region sequence-specific DNA binding; protein binding; DNA-binding transcription factor activity, RNA polymerase II-specific. Gene Ontology annotation, biological process: regulation of transcription by RNA polymerase II; immune system process.